Zeugodacus cucurbitae (melon fly) is the source of this 3061-nucleotide messenger RNA. It is a transcript of the gene Ric, whose product is annotated as GTP-binding protein Rit2. The transcript has 6 exons. Gene Ontology annotation, molecular function: GTPase activity; calmodulin binding; GTP binding. NCBI's taxonomy places the organism in Eukaryota, Metazoa, Arthropoda, Insecta, Diptera, Tephritidae. The record is from RefSeq and is a predicted model, not a curated record. Gene Ontology annotation, biological process: Ras protein signal transduction. Gene Ontology annotation, cellular component: plasma membrane. Bases 369 to 1019 code for a protein of 216 amino acids.
UCAUUGUUGACAGUACAUAAUGCCACCAAAUACACAUGAAAAGUUGAAAAAUCGAAUCAUUAUGAAAAUGUCGCACCUAAAUUGAUUUUAAACUUUGGCAUUUCAAGCAUAAAUAAAUUAUAUUUCAUCUUGUUUUUAUUGAAAGUAAGUGUGUGCAAAUACGAAAAUGGUGCUGGACAAUUAAUUGUCUAGUUUUUUAAUUGUUAAAUAGUCAUUGGUUUAGUGGCUGGAGCAUCGCAAAAAAAUCCAGGUGCAAAUAACAAAUAGGAAACGGAAAACGAAUAAAAAUAUAAUAUUCACAAUAAUGGCUGCAAUGUUUAAGUUCUAGAGUUACGCGCCCAACCAAAGUAAAAAGCUCGUGGGGAAAAAUGCCAGAAAAACGGAAUACGCCUCAUGAACUGCGUGUCUACAAGAUUGUGAUACUUGGAGACGGUGGUGUUGGUAAAUCGGCUGUAACUUUGCAAUUCGUAAGUCAUAGCUUUACGGACUAUCACGACCCAACCAUCGAGGACUCCUAUCAGCAACAAGCAGUGAUUGAUGGCGAUGCCGCGUUACUGGACAUACUCGACACUGCUGGCCAGGUUGAGUUUACAGCCAUGCGUGAUCAGUAUAUGCGUUGCGGUGAAGGUUUCAUAAUAUGCUACUCAGUGACGGAUCGACAUAGCUUUCAAGAGGCAUCCGAGUAUCGUAAACUAAUACAACGCGUACGACUAUCCGAAGACAUACCAUUAGUACUAAUAGCAAACAAAAUAGACUUGGUGUUAGCACGAAAGCAGGUAACCACUGAGGAGGGCAAAAAUUUGGCAAAUCAGUUUGGCUGUCCGUUCUUUGAGACUUCCGCAUGCGAACGACACUGCAUUGACGAACCAUUCUACACGCUCGUACGCGAAAUACGUCGCAAAGAGGCACAAGGCAGUGGCACAAGUUCAGAAAAGUUACACUCUCGUCGACGCAGCCGCUGGUGGCGUAUACGCUCAAUAUUCGCUUUGGUCUUUCGACGCCGUAGAAAUCUGAAUUAAGCAUGCGUCUAAAUAAAAUAAUAGCUAACGUUGCGAAGUAAAGUAUAUAAUCAAAUUGGAUUUAUUAAAAACGCACACAACAAAUCGGUAGUGAUAUUUGGCCUGCAACUGAGAGGGUUGUACAUGCAACACAAAAUUUUCGUUUUAUACUAACAACAAUAACAAAAGCAUUUAAAUCAGCGAACUUUUCUACUGCUCAAAUCAACUUAUACUAAGUUCUUUGCCACUUCUAAUAAGGUAUGUAACUACUUGUGCGCCGUCAAAGUGUAUGCCAAUUUGCUGCGUAUAGCCAAGCUAUGACUCAAUAUAGAUUAUCUUAAUUUAUUUUUUUGCGCCUGUAUUUAAUUCUUUUUUUACAUGCAAAGUGAACUUUCUUAUAGUUUUUGGUUCGCGUCAUUAUUUUAUAACGGUUUGCUCAAAUGUCAAAGGUGCAAAGACAGUGAAAAAUUCGGUGUGAUUUUAUUUUUUGUGUUUUUGUUUUGCCUAAAUGGGAAGAAAAUCGUGUGAGUACGAAAGCUCGUGUGAUAGAUUUGUACGCUAAAAAGUGAAAAAAGAAAACUAUUUGAAGAAUUUAUUCACAUAUAAAACGGAAGAGUGCGUAAUUUUCAAAAAUAUCUCUUAAAACAGCAAUAAACUACUUUUCAACCUGUCCCUCAAAUACGUAUGUAUGUGUAUAAUAUGUAUUACAUACAUAUAGAAUUGUAUAUAAAUACAAAAUAAAUGCUAGAGCAUGCAACAUGACAACUAAUAAAUUAUAAAUAUUAUACAGGAAGUAACAUAAAAUUACAAAUUCUUAACAUUUUACUCCAAUAAUUCAAUAAAUCUUUAAUAGCAAAUAUUUACUAUACUUCCGUAAAGCAGUUAGGUGGCUUAAUACAAUAUACAAAUACAAAAAACAAAUAGUGAAUAUGUUAAGUAUGUGAAACAAUAACUAACUAGUUAAUUUAAAUAGAACUUGUUAAUUUUAUGCAAAUACAAACACUUGAUAGCUCUGAAACUCUUAUCCCAAAAAGUGAUAAACAAACUAUUGAAUGCGCCUAACAGCGCAAAUUCUAAUAUGGGCCAUAUUCUGUAAUUAUAAGGAUUUGUUGAAAAAAUGUACUAUACUAACAGUCUGCAAAAAAAAUUCCCCCUACAUAUUGUACUACUACUAUUAAAAAUUGUUACAGAUGUGUUAACUAGUUGAAAAUUUACAUGUAAAAUGUACUCAACAUAAAUAGUUGAUUUUGAAUUUUGAAUUCAAAAUACAUAAGUCAAACUAUAUAAAUAUAGUUGACAAAAUAUAGCUGAGUUAUAUAUAUAUAGCAUUAAUUUGAAAAAGCUUUAAUAUAUUUAUAUUUAUUAUUUUAUUUUUAUUGUUAAAUAAUAUGUAAUUUAUUUUAUUUGUUUUUAUUUAUGAAAUGUGUAAAUAUAUAUCUUAUUGUACCUGGGUGAAAUAAUAUUACUUUUACAAGCACAAAAGAUUACACAAACACUCGGGUAUCAUGUUCCAAUAAAAAUUAUAGCAUAACAAUAAAUAACAAGAUUAUAGCAGACAUUGAUAUGGUCAAAUACUAACUACAUAAAAAAUUGAAACUAUAAGUUCCUUUGUUGUUGAAUGGUUUAUUUAAAUUUAUAUUUAUUGAUUGUAUAAUUAAUUAAUUUAUUUUUUUAUUUUUAUAGAAGUAAGUUUAGUUUUAAUUGACUUUGUGUAUAUGUUUCACAAUUGAUGCUUGAAAGUUGUUAACUUGUGUUUUGUACAGAAGCAUAUUAUUUGAACUCCGAGAGAUAAAAACAAUUUAAAUAUAUACGACUAUUUUUUGUUAUAAACACAAAUACAUAUAUGUAUUUAUUUUUAUUGUUUAAAUUUUGUUAUUUUUAUUUUACUGUGUACUGUGUACAAAUUUAUUUCAUAUAAUUCAGUUAAUAAUAAUUAAGUUUAAAUAUAUAAAUUAUACAAUUAAAUUAUUGAUGAAAGUAAAUGUUUAAAAAUCCAAAAAUUAAAUAAUAUUAUACUUUAUGUCUCCUAAUAUCAUUACAAAAUAAAUCAGAAUAUUGCGAAA